Messenger RNA from Chelonoidis abingdonii (Abingdon island giant tortoise), 2104 nucleotides. The record is from RefSeq and is a predicted model, not a curated record. Lineage: Eukaryota; Metazoa; Chordata; Testudines; Testudinidae.
AUGGCGCUGGGCUCGGCCGCGCUGCCCGCUCGGAACAUGGGGGGCGGCGGUCGGGGGGCGCGGGUCCUGCUGCUGCUGCUGCUGCUGCUCCUCAGCGGCUGCUUGGGCGAGCAGCCCCCGGCCGCCGCCGGCGUCCCCUCCGCCUCCUCAGCCGGGGACAGCGGGGCCCCGGGCGACGCGGAGGAGACGGUGAUCAUCGGGCUGCGGCUGGAGGACACGGACGACGUCUCCUUCAUGAAGGGGGGCGCGCUGCGGGUGAGCGAGCGGACCCACGUCAAGCUGCGGGUCUACGGGCAGAACAUCAACAACGAUACCUGGACCCGCAUCGCCUUCACCGAGCACGAGCGGCGGCGGGGCGGGCGGCCGCCGGCCGAGCAGGAGGACGGGCCGCCGGAGAGCAGCUCCCCGCAGCGCUGCGGGAUCCGCACCUCGGACAUCAUCGUCCAGCCGCGCAUCGAGCUCAACCGCCGCACCUCGGGCAUCAUCGAGAUCGAGAUCAAGCCCCUGCGCAAGACCGAGAAGAGCAAGUCCUACUACCUGUGCACCUCGGUGUCGGGCCCGGCCGCGCUGGGGGCCGCCGGCCCCCCCGGGAGCGGGUUGGUCGGGGCCGAGGGCCCCGCCGGCCCCCCGCCCUGGACCGAGACCACCUGGAUCUACCACGAUGGCGAGGACACGAAGAUGAUCGUGGGCGAGGAGAAGAAGUUCCUGCUGCCCUUCUGGCUGCAGGUGAUCUUCAUCUCCCUGCUCCUCUGCCUCUCUGGCAUGUUCAGUGGUCUCAACCUGGGCCUCAUGGCCCUGGACCCCAUGGAGCUGCGCAUCGUGCAGAACUGCGGCACCGACAAGGAGAAGAACUACGCCAAGCGCAUCGAGCCAGUGCGCCGCCAGGGCAACUACCUGCUGUGCUCCCUGCUGCUGGGCAACGUGCUGGUCAACACCACGCUCACCAUCCUGCUGGAUGACAUCGCUGGCUCCGGGCUGGUGGCUGUCGUGGUCUCCACCAUCGGCAUCGUCAUCUUCGGUGAGAUCGUGCCACAGGCCAUCUGCUCCCGUCAUGGCUUGGCCGUGGGUGCCAACACCAUCUUCCUCACUAAGUUCUUUAUGAUGAUGACCUUUCCAGCCUCCUACCCUGUCAGCAAGCUGCUGGACUGCGUGCUGGGCCAGGAGAUCGGCACGGUCUACAACCGCGAGAAGCUGCUUGAGAUGCUGCGGGUCACCGACCCUUACAACGAUCUGGUCAAGGAGGAGCUUAACAUCAUCCAAGGGGCACUGGAGCUGCGCACCAAGACAGUGGAGGAUGUGAUGACCCCACUCCGAGACUGCUUCAUGAUCGCUGCUGAGGCUGUUCUGGACUUCAACACCAUGUCUGAGAUCAUGGAGAGUGGCUACACUCGCAUCCCUGUCUUCGAGGGCGACCGCUCCAACAUUGUGGACCUGCUCUUCGUCAAGGACCUGGCCUUUGUGGACCCAGAUGAUUGCACCCCGCUCAAGACAAUCACUCGCUUCUACAACCACCCACUGCACUUUGUCUUCAAUGAUACCAAGCUUGAUGCCAUGCUGGAGGAGUUCAAGAAAGAUAUAUCUCUGGCACAAGAUGGCUCUCUAAAGAAGAAUGAACAUUAGUGGGGCAUGAAGUUAUCAACCGGGCAAGGGUGUACAAAACUAACUGCCUAAUACAUGGUGCCUUAUUCUGAGCAGCCUAAUGGUUACUGAAACUACUGCUAUAGAGUCCAAUGUCACAUGCUCUCUAAUCCUGCUCUGGCACACGAGUUUUUAAUAAUUUUCCUACUGUGUCAGAGGCACUAUAAUCCUUUUAUCCUGUGCCUCUUGGUUUUCAUUUUCAAAUUGUAAAAACUCAGUUUUUAGUUGAAUAUGGGUGUUAAAUAUUUCUAAUUUUGCUAUGCCACAUGAAAUCCAUCUGUGGCCAUUUGGGAAGGCAGAGAGGAGCUACCUAUUUACCCUGCACUAAUGGCAAUCGGAGACUAGGCUCUCUAGCCAGCUAAGGACCCCUGGGCUCUAUUCAUGGCUCCACUAGAAGCUUGCUUUGCCAUCAUCAUGAAGAAAUCAUUUAACAGUUCUGUGCUUCAGUUUCCCCAUAAGAAUGGCC